GUAUGUUCAGAGCGAUAGCCUCCAAGGAACACUGAGACAAAACACAACUACCCUUGAGGUGUUACACUUUCUCCUGACAUCCAGGACCACAAGACACUUGAAACCUUGCUCAAGAGAACUUUAUAUUAUCAGCUUUCUCUUGCUAGGUUUGUGGAUUUUUUUUGUGUGGUGGUGUUAAAGAAGAACACACUUAAGGAGGUUACACUUGGAAAAUCAACUUUUUUUUUUGACACCAUGGCACUUCGACAGAACUCUGACAAGGAGCCAAACAUCGAGUUGUUCAUUAAGGCUGGACAUGAUGGUGAGAACGUGGGGAACUGCCCCUUCUGUCAGAGGCUCUUCAUGGUUUUGUGGCUGAAGGGAGUCAAGUUUACAGUCACCACUGUUGAUAUGAGGAAGAAGCCAGCGGAGCUCAAAGACCUGGCCCCUGGCACCAACCCUCCUUUCCUCCUCUACGACGGCACGCUCAAAACAGACUUCAUCAAAAUCGAGGAAUUUCUUGAACAAACACUGGCUCCCCCCAGGUAUCCUCACCUCAGCCCGCUGAACAAAGAGUCCUUUGAUGUGGGUGCUGACAUUUUUGCAAAGUUCUCUGCUUUCAUCAAGAACAGUCCAAAUAACACAUUCCAUGAGAAAAACCUGCUCCGUGAGUUUAAGCGCCUGGAUGACUACCUGAACUCCCCGCUCCCCGAGGAGAUUGACCACAACUCCACAGAAACCGCCGCCACCUCCAGCAGAAAGUUCCUGGACGGCAAUCGCCUCACCUUAGCUGACUGCAAUCUGCUACCCAAACUGCACGUUAUCAGGGUUGCUGCCAAGAAGUACUGCGACUUUGAGAUUCCCGCACAGUUGACGGGUGUGUGGCGAUACCUUCAGAACGCUGGCGAGAGAGAGGAGUUUAAAGAGACGUGUCCAGCUGACAUUGAGAUUGAGAAGGCUUACUUAAGCGUGGCCAAACAGAGGAAAUAAACACGUGAUUCCCUGUGAUUAUGUCCUGUUUUUAUCCAAUGUAACCAUGCAUGUAAAGAUACUGACAUGUAGAGGGCAACAUAACCUACGAAAACUAACCGGGGCAAUAAAUCAGACACUAUUCUGCCUUAAAAUCCUUACUUGUUGAUGCAGUAAGAGUUAAGUAAUCAUCAUGAAGCACAAUGUUGCGGUGAUUGUGUAUAUUAAAUCUCAUUAUCAGAUAAGCGGUGUCUUUCUGAAGGCCAUAUGUGCAAUUGACUGUUUUUGUCUAUAAUGUAAAUAUAUAUAAAUAUAUUUUCCAUGCUUUUUAUAAUCAAAACACCCUUAUAAAAAUAUGUACGAUUGUUGUGUUAGUGUGAAUUACAGCUGAAAAACUUACAUGAAAAACAACAGUACAUUUUAUACAAAAGUAAUUUUUUGUAUUCCACCAUUUAAAACAAAGGUUGAUAUGAUUGCAUUUUCUCACUCUCACACAAAUUAAAAAUGUCAAGUUCA
Molecule: messenger RNA, 1464 nt
Organism: Labrus mixtus (cuckoo wrasse)
Lineage: Eukaryota; Metazoa; Chordata; Actinopteri; Labriformes; Labridae
Gene: clic2
Product: chloride intracellular channel 2
Exons: 6
Coding region: 235-969 (244 amino acids)
Biological process (GO): chloride transmembrane transport; negative regulation of ryanodine-sensitive calcium-release channel activity
Molecular function (GO): chloride channel activity
Source: RefSeq, a predicted model, not a curated record